Molecule: messenger RNA, 909 nt
Organism: Colletotrichum tamarilloi
Lineage: Eukaryota; Fungi; Ascomycota; Sordariomycetes; Glomerellales; Glomerellaceae
Exons: 2
Coding region: 1-909 (302 amino acids)
Molecular function (GO): protein binding
Source: RefSeq, a predicted model, not a curated record
AUGCCUGGCAAACGGAAACGAUUCGACACGUUCGAGGACUUGGAUGAAGCAAUGCAGUCCAGGCACAUCAAGUUCAUCGUCGGUCCGGAGAAGAAAGAAUACACCGUUCAUGAAGCCCCCUUCGCCAAUCUUUCGCUGCCCCUACGCGCCCUCCUGACGGGAGGCUUUCAAGAGUCCAGGGAGGGCAAGGUCAUCUGGGACGAUACUGACCCUAUCACUUUCGUCCUGCUGACACAAUACGCCUACCGAGGUGACUACUCACUGCCGGAAUCCAAAGCUGCGCCUACAUUUUCUGAGGAGAAUGAGGCUCCUGAAGAAGGCGACGCCCCCAAGAACUUGCCCCGUUCAAUGCAGGGAUACUUCUGGGCUACCGAACACAGAGGCUCACAACACCACUUUGUAAAUGACAAGUUUUUCUAUGGGGAGGGCCGCGAUGAGAAGCCAUCGCCCACGGACCAGACUCAGUCUAUUCUGAGGAAGUUUACCGGCAUUGAGGCGUUCGAGAAGGCUUGUCGGGAUGUUGAACACCUGAGGCCAAUGUACAUGCACCACGUCCAGCUUUACUUUCUUGCUGACAAGUACACCAUCGAAGAUCUCAAGGAGAUAUGCCUGGCUAGGAUCCGACAUUUCCUAUCGGAGUGUCCCGGGACCUUCCAACUAAAGACCAUCCUUUUCGAAUCCGUGCCUAUCAUCUAUUCAUGGACAGUCCAUGGGGACUCAUUACGGAGGCUUAUCUCGCAGUACUUCCUCGCCAACAUGACUUGGAUCGAUACCGGUACGAGGUUCAAGGCACUACGAAGAAGCACGCCUGAACUGGGACUGGACUUGCUCGACGAGAUUCCCCACAGCUACUGGAGAGAGUUGAGUGAGGGUCCUAACGAACCGGCAGCCGAGGGAUGGGAAGACUAG